UUUUAUUUUACAAAUAGUAGUAUCAUUUCAUUUUUAGAAUAACUUCUCUUAAAAGUAUCAGAACUCUUUAAAAUAAGAACAUUACACAAAUUCAUAUCACCAUUAAAUAUUGAGCUAAGCUCGAUCCUGUAAGAAGCUUUCGAUUUUUCGAGAAAUUUGGCCAUAAUGUUGCUAUUAAUAGAAUAACAUAAAUUUAUGCACCAGUAAAUUGUAACCACGCCCCCCCCCCCAGGUCCGGGGUAUACCGGGGAUAGCCGGGGAAAUGGGCCGGGUUUUUACCUUUUAGGUGGCCCCGCAGUGCCGGGCGAAUGCGGUGGUUUUGUCGUCGCUUUAAAUAUAACGGGCAAUUGGCCUUACCUAGGGUCCCUGGGGUGCGGGGGCAUUUGGCGGGGAUUUUACCAUCAGUUCGUCCCCGCAGGGCGGGGAUUUUAGCCGGGGUUGGCUGGACCGAAAGUCAAAGUCCCCGCUAUUCCCCGGACCUGGGGGGCCGUGGUUACAAUUGACUGGUGCAUUACACCUUCAUUUUCUACGCCCUAGUCAUGUGUCAGUGGGGCUCAUAUCUCUUUAUAGAAUGGAAAUACUCGUUUUAAAACAAACUCGAAUGCCAUUAAUGUUUUUGUUUGUAUGGAGGUUUAAGGAGGUCUGUUGAAUUACAAGUAACGAUCUAUUUGUUUUAGUCUGCUGUCAGUGCGUGCAUUUGUACCGGACAGUUUAACUUCCACUUGUUGAUGUGACUCCCGUCGACAAAAAACAGUAGUUUAUUCAGUGUUUACAUUCGACACUUUUUGCCAAUGCCAUCACAGGCGUGCUACCUCGGUUAAAUAAAGUUGCGCUGUCGGUGAAUAUUCUUUAAAAUGGCUUCUCCUGUUUACUGGUUUGAACGGCAAAAAAAUCGCAAUUGGGUGAAACUAGCAGUUGGAUUGAUUAUUACCAAAAGUGGACUUGCAACAUUCGAAGAACAGACAGUGGAAACGUUGAAAAACGACCAAGACCCACUAGGAAGUUCACUUGUUCGCGAUAUUGGACGGAAAGUACGCAACGCAUCAAAAUUUGAAGUCUCUGACGUUGAGAUUAAACAAUGCUUUGAGAACAUGCGAGCUUUAUUCACUGCACCACAACACCUAGCUGUGAAUGCCUCUGCACAUGCUACCGUAGCUCAAUUGAACAAGUUGGAGACUGAACAAAUGCAGGUCAAACGCACGGACGUCAUGGAAGCCAUUAAUUUUAUAGAUGAACAACGCUUUAAAGAUGUCGAGAAUGAAGAAAGCAAAGCACUGCUCAUUUUUCAUUGUGCAGCCGAUAAAGCCCUUGCACGUGAAAUAGAGGUCGGACUUAAGUCCUUUGGAUGUUUUCCAAUAAUGAUGGAUAUAACGACUAUGGACAGGUUUGGUGUACAUGCCCUAAAUCAUUUAGUUGAUUCGUGUCGUAUUCUUGGUCUGGGUUUGUUUGUUUUCACGAAUGAAACCAGUGACCACUUUCGGAAAUAUGCCAAGAAAGUAAUAUAUGGACUGCCUCCUGACAUGUCAAGAUUGAUAAUACUGGUUCUUCAAUCUAUUACAAAAGAGGAGCUUGGGAUAGAUGAGUCGUUUACAGGGAAGAUAUUUGAAUAUCAAGACAAGAAUGAUUUCAACAUCAAGAGCAUUUCCCUUGCAAUAAACGGUGACGUAUCGGCAGUACUCAUAUUUCAUUGCUCAGCCGAUAAAGCCCUUGCACAUAAAAUAGAGGUCGGACUUAAGUCCUUUGGAUUUUUUCCAAUAAUGAUGGAUAUAACGACUAUGGACAGGUUUGGUGUACAUGAUCUAAAGCAUUUUGUUGAUUCGUGUCGUGUGUUCAGAUUCGGAUUGUUUAUUUUUACAAAAGAAACCAGUGACCAGUUUCAGAAAUAUGCCAACAAUGCAAUGGUUCAACUUCCCCGGGGUUUAAUAACACUGGUUCUUCAAAAUAUUACAAAAGAGGAGCUUGGAAUUAAUAGAGCGUUUCCCGGGAAGAUAUUUGAAUAUCAAGGCAAAAAUGGUGUCAACAUCCAGAACAUUUCCUCCGCACUUAAGGAAAAAAAGUCUCAAACCAUUUUUUCAUGGAUACAAGGCUUGUUCCCAUGGUCCAUGACUACACAUGUUGCGAAUAAAUACCUGUACACCAUAUAUGCAAAGUGCGAUUUCGAGCGCGUUAGAGUCGACACUGUUAUCAAGGAUGCAAUUGCAGGGGCAAGCGCAGUCGUCAUCGGAGGCAGUAUUGAUGGUGGUUACGAAUAUUCGCCACGAGUAUCUACUAUAUUCACACAAGCAGGAUUUAGGAAAAUUAUUCCAGAUGACGUUACGGCAAUUCAAUAUGAUCCUACAGUCAUUGGAACACUGUACAUCUGGAUCUACUACGUCGAUGAAAACAAUAUAUACCACUGGUUAUACUCGGGGCUAGGAAGGAAACCGGAUUACAGUGUCUUGGUUGGACCGGAUGGCAAAAUAAAUUAUACCAAACAUGGAGAAAUUUGGAUACAGGAAUAAGGGACUCGUACACAGAUUUUAUGUCGGCUACGAUUUCUAAUUAAACUGUGUUGAACAUA
Molecule: messenger RNA, 2560 nt
Organism: Mya arenaria
Lineage: Eukaryota; Metazoa; Mollusca; Bivalvia; Myida; Myidae
Exons: 7
Coding region: 855-2501 (548 amino acids)
Source: RefSeq, a predicted model, not a curated record